CUUACAACGCUACCAUUCAAUCCCAAUCAGCGAUCGACGCCUCGUCAGCAGAGUCUCGGAGUGGAGCGGACAAGAAACAACAAUUUACUCCGAGAAUCGAUUCCCGUAUCGCAAAGUAUGUUUUACCAACCUUCAGCGCAAGUACCGCAAACUACGUUCCGUCAUCCAUCAUCGAACGUAGAAUUCCUUCACCGGAACCGUCAACCUGGUACAGCAGUCCAGUUUCGUCAGCCCCUUGAUAAUCAGUCUACACAUCAGCAUGCAGGUCCAGUUCCGGUACUUCAAUACACGCGACGAGGACACCCAUCGGCCCCAAUAGAACAGUUUCAGCCAACCACUGGGGGCUAUCAAGUGCCUCGAUUGGAUCCAGCACCUCAUUUCUCUAGACACCAGGAAUCCAAUCUUCGAGACGUGGAAGACAACGUUUGCAUACUCAACCGAAGUCAGUUGGCAGCUCGCCAAGCCGUAUCCAAAGAAUUACCGGAGUUCUAUGGAAAUCCAGAGGAUUGGCCGUUAUUUUUCUCCAUGUAUAACUCCUCUACGCAGAUGUGCGGUUUUUCUAAUGAGGAGAAUAUGCUUAGACUCCGAAAAUGCCUGAGGGGAAAAGCUCUUGAAGCAGUGCGAUGCCGACUGCUACAUCCUUCUAACGUUAACAGCGUAAUUUCCACCUUGAAGAUGUUGUACGGGAGACCGGAAGCCAUCGUGCAAUCAGCAAUCCGGAAAGUCCGGUCAUUGCCGUCACCGCAAGUAGAGCGGCUCGAUACAGUGGUAAACUUCGCACUAACAGUCGAAAAUUUGGUGGCCACAAUCGAAGCAUGCGGAAUCGAGGAUUUUGUGUAUAACGCUUCUUUGAAAUUUGAACUGGUGGAUCGUCUACCUCCUGGACUGAAGUUGGAUUGGGCGAAGCAUUCCAGAAAUAUCCCAUCGCCCAAUCUAUUGGAUUUCAGCGGAUGGCUGUAUUCGAUUGCUGAGGAUGCUAGCGCAGUAAUGCAGACUUCGGUUGGCGGAAGCAGAGGCCGUGGGACGAAAGAUGGAUUUGUGAAUAUUCACGCGGAAACUGAACACUCAGGGGAAACGCGAAGCGAGCCCACGAUACAAGGAUCAUCUUCAGUAGCUGUACAUGAUUGCUUCGUGUGUAAAGGUAGAUGUCCAUCAAUCGUCAAAUGCAAACGUUUUGGGGAGUUGAGCCUGGAUGCGAAGUGGGCCGUUGUUCGCGACGCAAAACUGUGCCGUAAAUGCUUACGAAGGCACAAUGGAUCCUGUAGGCAACAAAAACCUUGCGAAGUCAACGGCUGUACGUUUUUGCAUCAUCCGCUACUGCAUAAUAAAUUGCAGGAUACAGAAAAGGUGCAAUCAGACCGAGCAUCGCCGAGUACCAUCGGAAGCUGCAACGUUCAUCAGGUUCAAACCAGUGAAGUUUUAUUCCGUAUUGUUCCGGUGCAGCUGCAUGGGCCAUCGAAAGUUAUUCAGACAUACGCGUUCAUUGACGAUGGCUCGGAACUAACGCUACUGGAGGACAGUUUAGCAGAGGAACUUAGAGUAAAAGGACCUCGAACAUCGUUGUGCUUGAAGUGGACGGGAGGAACCAAGAGAGUGGAAGCUGAAUCGCAAAUAGUUGAUGUGGGAAUAUCGUCGACCGGAAAAUCGGAUCAGCCAUACAGGAUGACCAAAGUCCACACGAUACAAAAUCUGCAACUUCGACCUCAGACCUUAGUGCUCACCGAAUUGCUGCAACGUUUCAAGCACUUGAAAGGAUUACCGAUCGAAUCAUACACGAAUGUGUGUCCCCGCAUCCUGAUUGGCCUGGACAAUGCUACACUGGGACAUGUAAUGCAAGGACGGGAAGGAAAGUCCUGUGAACCAAUAGCGGUUAAGACUCGGUUAGGAUGGAUCGUAUAUGGAAGUUGUUCGCGAACACAGCAAGACAUUAGCUACGUGAACGUGCAUGCUAUUGAGGUAUGCGAAUGCAACAGAGUCUCGGACGAUGAUCUUCACACUGCCAUGAAGGAAUACUUCGCUUUGGACAGCCUCGGGAUCGCGAAGCCCAGUAAGAUCCUACGGUCUGCGGAGGACGAGCGAGCAAUGGCAAUUCUGGAAAAGCAAACUAACCGGAAGGAAGACCGGUAUGAAUCGGGGUUGCUCUGGAAGUACGAUGAUGUUCGCUUUCCAAACAGCUCAGGGAUGGCUUUCAGAAGAUGGCAGUGUUUGGAUCGACGAAUGAAACGCGAUAAAACGUUUUCGGAAACAAUUCAAUUGAAAAUGACUGAUUAUGUGAAUAAGGGAUACGUGCGCAAGUUAACGGACGCAGAACUGAAUACACGGAAGGCUUUGGAGUGGUAUUUGCCUGUUUUUCCGGUAACGAAUCCCAAUAAACCGGGGAAGGUAAGACUGGUGUGGGAUGCAGCUGCCGCUGCGUACGGCGUUUCUCUCAACUCGCUGUUACUCAAGGGUCCGGACCUCUUGACGUCCCUCCUCACCGUUCUCGUACAGUUUCGACAAUUCCGAAUUGCUGUUUGCGGGGACAUUCGGGAGAUGUAUCUGCAGAUUCUAUUGAAACAGGAUGUUCGAUUGUGCUUUUUCUGGAAAGACAGCGAAGACGAUGAAAACCCUAGUGUGUACACGAUGUUGGUGUUGCCAUUUGGAGUGUCAUGUGCCCCAACCAUUGCGCAAUAUGUGAAAAACACUAACGCUCAGCGGUUCGCCAAGGAGCAUCCUGCGGCUGUCCAUGCUAUCGUUGACCAACAUUACGUUGACGAUAUGCUUAUGAGUACUGAAACUGAACAAGAAGCGAUUGACGUGGCAAGAAACGUCAAGAAGAUCCAUGCUGAAGCCGGCUUCGAGAUGAGAAACUGGAUCUCGAAUUGUCCGCAAGUUUUGCAAGCGCUAGAAGAGCCACUAACGAAGGAGAAAAGCCUUAACCUGGAAGAUGGUGUGAUAACCGAAAAAGUAUUGGGCAUGUGGUGGAAUACGGCCACCGAUUGUUUCUUCUUCAAGAUUUCACCACGGUAUGACCCGGAACUGAUGUCUGGACAACGAAGGCCCACGAAACGCGAAGUUCUACGAACCCUGAUGAUGAUCUUUGACCCCUUGGGGCUUAUCGGUCAUUUUUUGAUGUACCUGAAAGGAGUACUGCAAGAAAUCUGGCGUACUUCGGUCGGGUGGGAUGAGUUAAUCGAAGAAAAGCAGUUCGGAAUGUGGAUGGAGUGGCUCAACGUUCUUCCAGAGGUGGCGAAGGUAGAAAUACCGCGAUGCUUCAGGACCACUACAUCGAUCGAAAGCUCAAACGAAGUACAGUUGCACGUUUUUGUUGACGCUAGCGAGACGGGAUUUGCAGCAGUGGCUUAUCUUCGAUUUCAGGAGAGACAAACAAUCGAAACAGCGUUAGUGGGAUCGAAAACUCGUGUUGCACCGAUCAAGUUCCUAUCGAUCCCACGCUCAGAGCUUCAGGCCAGCGUCAUCGGAGUAAGAUUAGCGAACACCAUACAGCAAUCUCUCACUAUCAAGGUAAACCGGCGUUUCUUUUGGACCGAUUCAACGGACGUUAUCAGUUGGAUUCAAUCUGACCAUCGGCGAUACAGCCAAUUCGUCGCGUUUCGUGUAAGCGAAAUAUUGGAAACAUCUGAUGUUAGAGAGUGGCAAUGGAUACAAACGAAACAAAACGUCGCAGAUGAAGGAACCAAAUGGAAACGAGUUCCAGACAUGAGUGGAUCCAGCCGGUGGCUGAACGGGCCGGAUUUUUUAAGCAAACCGGAAGCAGAAUGGCCCGUCAAGCAUCAAACUUCUGGAACAACUGUAGAAGAAUUACGUCCUCAUCUGCUUGUGCAUCUUGUGUCAUCUGAAGCCAUCAUUGAUCCUCAUAGAUUCUCAAAUGGACCGAACUGCUACGCCGUAUGGCUUACGUGUUCCGUUUUGUCAAAAAUACAAGGAUUUCCGAACAGGAGAGGAGCUUUGGGCCUUUGACGUCAUCGGAGCUGGCUGAAGCUGAAAACUAUUUCUAUCGACUUGCUCAACGGAGUGUCUUCGCCGAUGAAGUAGCAGUUUUGUUAGACAGGAGAAUGUCAGAAAACUCCAAGCUUGUCAUUCCAAAGAGCAGCUCAAUACACAACCUUUGUCCGUUCCUCGAUAAAGAUGAUCUGCUACGCGUACGUGGUAGAACCGGAGAGUGUCGGUUCAUCAAUCAGGAGACUGUCAACCCCAUUAUCCUUCCGAAGGCUCAUCACGUCACUAGUCUAGUUGUGUCCCAUUAUCACAGGAAAUACCAUCACCAAAACCAUAAUGUCACCAUCAACGAACUGCGACAAAAGUUUAGUAUUCCCCAACUGAAGGCUACAUAUAACAAGGUCCGGCGAGACUGCCAGCAGUGCAAGAACGACUCUGCGCGGCCAGAACCGCCGGCCAUGGGGGAUUUACCCUUACCUCGAUUAGCUGCUUACGCUCGUCCUUUCACGUACAUGGGAGUGGACUACUUCGGCCCCUAUGUGAUCAUUCUGGGACGUCGUUUAGAAAAGCGGUGGGUACUUCUAGCUACCUGCCUCACCACUCGAGCCGUUCACUUGCAAAUAGUUCACUCUAUGACCACCGAUUCAUGUACACGCAGAAAAAUAAAUUGUAAACACAAUUCAAUUCUAGUUCAAAUCAACCGAUUUUUCAGUUUACUAUAGCGACAAACUGAUUUCUAGUUUAAACUGAACUGUUCCAUUUGUUUGAUACUACAAAUAUUUUCAUUUGCCGAAAUUUUUGACAGUUUGUUAAAAUAAACAGAGAUAUGGUUUUUUAAACAUGAAAUAAUUGAUUGAUUCAAACGACUUCACUUUUGCCACUAACAAACCCGGAAUGUGAUUGUUUUGGUGACGGCAGCAACUGCGGCAGCUCGGAAAUCUAUUUUUAGAUCGUCGGUAAGCGGAUGGCGAGGAGAACGACUAGAAAAAGACAAAAAAGGCGAAACCGAUCAACUUUUUGUGGAUGCUGUCGUGAGUACCUGCGCGUUAUCCAUCACGGCCAAAGCUGCACUUGGAAGUUGGCGUGAUGGAUUUGCUGCACCUUCUUCGUUGUGGCGAUGUUGGGGUAAGCAUUUUAUAGAUGUGUGAGUGCUUUCGGACCAUGUUUAUGGUUUUUAUUUUGUUGAAACAAAUGAAAUUUUUGACAUUAUAUGAAAUGAUGGUAAUCGGUUGUUUUCAUCAAUAAACUCUGGAUGAAAACAAUUAAAUAUAACUUUGGAAUAAGUAAAUUCUCAGUUUGAAAAUCAACCAUGCGUUUUAUUGUUUUAAACAAGCGCCAUUUUUCUGCGUGUAUAAUGGCCCUCAGGAACGUCAUGACCAGGAGAGGUGUUCCGGCGGUUAUUUACAGCGAUCACGGGACAAAUUUUCAAGGCGCCAGCAAAGAAUUAGAGGAAGCUAUGGAGAACCUGGACCGAGCGAGGUUCGAAACCGAGUUUACAACUUCUCAUACGUCCUGGAAAUUCAUCCCACCGGCUUCGCCGCAUAUGGGCGGCGCAUGGGAGCGCCUCGUGCGUAUCGUGAAGCAGAACCUUGCUAAAUUAAAACCGAGCAGGACGAUGUCUCAUGAAGUCCUGGAAAACAUGUUGACGGAGGUCAAGAAUGUGGCCAAUUCGCGCCCGAUGACCAAUCUACCGUUGGACGACGACCAGUCGCCAGUAUUAACCCCAAACCAUUUCUUUCUGGGUUCUAGCAAUGGAUUGCGAUCGUGGGUACCUUUCAGUGACAGUUCGGAAUUGUUGAAAAAUUCUUGGAAAGUUUCGCAGAGCCUGGCCAACCAGUUUUGGAGGCAAUGGCUACGAGAUUACUUGCCGUAUAUUACCCGACGCACGAAAUGGUUCACAGAUGUGGAACCGAUUAGAGUCAACGAUCUGGUUGUCAUCGUAGACCCAAAACUUCCACGGAAUACCUGGCCGAAAGGCCGCGUUAUUGGCGUCAAACAAGGACCAGAUAACCAAGUGAGGAGUGCCACCGUGCAGACUUCCCAAGGUAUUUAUGAGCGGCCCGCAGUGAAGCUCGCCGUGCUCGACGUAGGCGUUAGAACCAAUGCAGCCCUGAACGACCGCAUUCGGGGGGGUGUUGGGUACGCUACAUCAACGCCCGUCGAACACCAUAUGCCCCACUCCAGCUAUAGCUGAUUUGUCACACCCAGCACCUACGGAGAGGAUCGUUCGAAGUUGAGAAGUACACACCACAAUGCAUCUUUGUCAAUAGACAUGAAAUUACGUUCGCUCGGUGAUGACUGUGCUUGUGAUAAACACCUAUGAAAUUAAGUGGAAUAUCUUUAUGAGUUUGGAUUGCUACAGUUAGAAUUGUUUGCGCCUAUCUAGAAUUGUUGAUAUUAUCCCAGGUGUUGAAAACAAUCAUACAUAAUGUGAAACACUGUGCUAAUCAUAUGCCAAUCGUUACAGCCUGGUUGAUAAAAGUGUCGCUUGGAAAGCAAAUGAAUUCGGACACGUCAAUUGAAAGGCAUAUAUCGACUGAAUUAAAUCCUAAUCCUAUCAAUUUAAAGUUAAUUAACGGUAUGACCAUCAAUGAAUUGCUUUCCAUUAAAUAAUUGAUAUGUUAUGAUCCUACAGCUAGAAUUCUGCGAGAUUUGUCAGCAAUAGUAGCCAAUUAAGUUCCAUUUGAAUCUCCAUUUAAGCAGUUUAGGGUAAGAGGUCCUGUUUUCAUACUCAGUCCCAUUGUAUUUAGUUUUACCGCACCCAUUAACAGAUCUUACAGUAACAACCGCAAAUAGUGGACCACCACCUGGUGUUGAAGAACUUCUGUUGAGUGGUAGCUAGACUACAGUAAGAACAAAUUAAUCCACAUGCGAACACUUUGUAAUGUAACUUUUUUCCUUCAGGAAUUUUGUAAUUACUCAAUAAAUUCUUCACAAAAUCAACCAAACCCCACCGCCCAACACAUACCGUGAAUUGUAAAUAAGAUUUUUACAAUAUAUUAUACAGGUUGUUAAGUAUCGUAACAAUAUAAAAAAAUAUUUUUUUCCAUAUAUAUUUUUUUGCAAAACCAUACAUUUUAUUGUUAAUGAAUUGUUCAAAAUAAUGAUACGUGGGUUUAAAUAUACCGUACAUUGUAUGGUACAUGAAUGGUUUCAAACAAUAAAAUGUACCGUAAAUAAAUUGUUUUUAAUUGUAAUUUCACUACUGGUUAUACAUUUAAUCAAAUGGUUUUGGAAUGGUUCUCUUUUGUUAUGUUGAAUUGUUUUACAUUACAUAAACCAUAUAUUGUUAUAUUAUCUUGCCAUUUUCCUCCUGUUAAUGGCAUCUUAGGCUAAUUAGAUUUAUUAGAAUGCGCUUUGGGAAUUCCCAGAGCGUUUUGGAUAACCCUUCAUAUAUAGGAUCGCCCACGUCUAAGUCUGAGUAGUCUCUGAUUGCAUUAACAGUUGAAACUUAGGCUCCCAUUCCCCACCAGCCAGAUAACCGGGUUUCGCAAACUAAGGAUUAUUUGUGGCAACACUUUGAGCGGCAUGAUGGAACUAUGCCGAGCGCGCUAAGUGUUAUUAGACCACUAAUGUAGUUGCAUGAAGUGGGUGACGAGGUACAUAAGUAUUAUUACAGCGUGCUUAACCGUUAUUGCAAUAUUGAGGCACCAAGUUCGAUUCAAAUAUAAGUUAGGUUAAAAAGCGAACCCGCAGACGAACCUAUAUUAAAAGUCAUUUCAGUGUUCAGUCCAGUCAUAUGUUAGAGAUGGCUCUACGUCAAAGAUAAAGUUUGUCAACUAAAUGCAAAUACAGAAAGAAUACUGUUGAAGUGUUGAACUCAUCUACUGAUUUACGGUAAUCUGACCUGCAUCUUUCCGGGUUGGCCUACAUUGCAUUCGUAUUUCUCUCAUCGCACUCUACACACCUAGCCCGCCCUCGAGCCCGCCAUAUCUCUUGGACCCCUGCUUGGACCUGCAGUUCUUAGGACAUCUGGUUUACCACUGAUUUAAACAUGUUAUUGGCAUUAACCCUUUGGAGCCGGAGGGGUCAUAUAUGACCCCGGCGAUGAAACCGAGCAUAACAAACGUGUUCGACACCAGCGAGGUUGCGUCAACAGCGGCGAAAAAAAUCGAUUCCAAAAGGUUAAAUUGAUGUUUCAACUUAUUCACUUUUUUUUCUUUCCUUUCCUUUGCAUCAAAAAAGUCACAAGCAUCAACAAAACAAAGCACGGAAAAAAUCUUAAACUGAAUAAAUCUGGUGUUCGAUUUGAAUAGGUCGAAUCUGCAUAGGAAUCACAGCAAACAUACGAUCUAUUCAAAUCGAACACCAGAAAUAAUUAAAAAUUCACGGAAAAAUAAUGUUUCGGAAAAGUGAGAAAAACAGUAUAAUAUAUUGUUACAUUAAAAUCCAAUGUAAAUGUAUAGUAUAGCGAACCAUUUCAUUACAAUACACUUUAUUGUAGCUGGUACACUGUAUGGUGCAGGAAUGGUUUUCACCAUACACCCUAUGGUUAGUUUUUAUCCGGCCAUGCUCGUCGCAUCACACCUUCCAGAGCGAUGUUGAAGAGUAAGCAUGAGAGUCCGUCACCUUGACGCAGUCCCCGGCGAGAUUCGAAUGAACUGGAUAGUUCACCCGAAACCCUUACGCAGCUUUGCACACCCUCCAUCGUUGCUUUUAUUGCUGUGUGCGUUUAAGAUGCAAACGGUGCCCAAAUGCGCUUCAAACGCGGUGUUACCAAAGGCAAAUUAGCAACUAUAUCCAAAACCACCGCCAACCUAGGAUUUAAAUGCUCCCACUGACAUCGGGUUACUUGUUAGAAAAUCUUACCGCAUUUGGUGUUCCUGCAUUUGAUAUUUGCGUUUCGAAUGCACACAGCAAUAUCAGUCUAGUCAGCUUCCUAGGAAAGCCGUUUUCGUCCAUGAUUUUCCAUAGCUCUGCGCGGGAGAAUGAGAUGAACAGAACGCUCAUAAGGUGGUCCUUUAUAAAAAUGAAACAUAAACCAAGCUCAAAGAACAAUUGCAAAUAUUUGGAGUUUUCGAAUGACGAGUGCUAAGGUAAUAUUUCGCUCUGUACUAGAUAACGGUGUGGCGGGAGAGGGUGAGCCACGUGCUCGCAAAGCCAGAAGAAUACGGUGGGCAGGAUAUACUACUAGAAAUUUUUAGAAUGAUGCAUAUUGAAAUGUCUUGAAACUGUUUAAAAUUAUCCAUUGAUAAGCUACUAGCAGAUUGUUUUGGUUAUUACUAAUGUAACCCAUUUCUGGAACAUUUCAAACUGUAACUUUUUUUAUUAGGAGAAUAUCAACUAUGAUAAGUCAUCUAAAAUAGAUUUACAUAGCUCAUAGAAAUAAAGUAGCUGCGCAAAAAAAAAAUAAAAAAAAUAUUUUUUCAACGUUUCACGUGCAUAUGCCCCACUGUGUAUUAAAACGAAAAUUUCACCGUAGAUUUCCGUUUAAAUGACUGCAAUAACUUUCUUUUAUGGGGUUGAGGUACUCCAGAAAAAAUCAGACAUCUACUGUGAUUGUGGCAUAAUUCGGGCGUUAAUGGGUUAAGCGUUUUGUUUGGCUGAUAAUUUCGCGUUAAUAACAAGUUUCAACGAAAGUGAAUUGCAAAGUCCUCAAGAUUUAUUCGCUGGAUUAACUUAUGAAGGGCAACACUAAUAAAACUGGAAUGCAAAACGCCGUAUUGAAGAAGUGGAGCAGCAACUGACUGAUCUUCAUCCAGGCAUGAUAAAAUACUCGGUGAGGAUGUUCCUUUUACUAUGUUAACAUUAUCCUGUAAUUAUUACAUAGUUAUUUUCACUACACUGUGUCCAAUAAGUUCUCAUACAAAAUACUAAUUUUGGAAAUAUAAUUUAAUUUUACAUCUCUGAUUCAUAUUUGCAAACUGAAUGCAUGUUUUGAAGGGCCACACAAUACUGAUUAAAUAAAGCAUACGGUUUAGAAUAACGUUAUUUUCUAUUUGUUUUAUAUAUUUAUUUUGUAUGGCAAAAAGCAUCUAAACUCGAAUUUCUCGAAAUGUUGUCCGGAAUUCUUGCAACAUGCCCUGCCCAUCGUACCCUUCCGGUUUUGGCCACCUUCUGGAUGCUGGGUUCGCCGUAAAGUGCAGCAAGCUUGUGGUUCACCCUUCUACGCCACAUAUCGUUCUCCUGCACACCGCCGAAGAUCGUCCUUAGCACGCGUCGCUCGAAAACUCCGAGUGCUUGCAGGUCCUCCUCGAGCAUGAUCCAUGACUCGUGUCCGUAGAGGACCACCGGUCUUUUUAGACUGAAGCUUUUUCUGAGGCCCGUAGACGAGCUUGGUGGUCUAGUGGCUACCGCUUCUGAUUCAUAUGCAGAAGGUCCUGGGUUCAAUCCCUGGCUCGUCCCUUUCCUCCUACUUUGAAUCUUUCUAUCUACUUUCUCUCUCACUCUCUCUCUCUCCUACAUAUACAUCUCAUGUAUAUUCGUUCGUAGCGAUCGCUAGAACCAGAAACGGAUUGAAAUAAAGCCGUUUCCCUUCCUUCCAACUUUCAUUACAGCACAGUGUCAAUCUAUCAUAUAACGCCUACAAGUUAUGCAACCAAGCGGACUGUGCCGCUUCAUAGUAAUCUUCACACAUUCUAUCGCUUUACGCCUGGCACCCUUGCACCAAUGCAUGAUCAAUGUGCCAAAAAUAAACAUUUCCCACCAACACACCAACAUCCGCAUGACCUUGUGCAGGCGCAGAGGACUCAACGGCCUGAUGUGGGCAAGCGAAUGCAAUCAUCACUUCCCUCCCCUUCCCCCAUUGACCUGCAACCUGACGCAGCAGGCGCCAUUGUCGCCUAAAAAUACAAGACCACCAAUGCUCACACACUGAAGAUGCCUGUUAGUCCCAAACAGCUAUCUCAUUGGUUCCUUGUGUGAGUGUAGCUGAUCUGGCGAUACUGGAGUUGCAACUGCGGGCGGUCAAUCAAGCUCAAGCUCAAGCUCAAGCUGAAGCUUUUUCUGAGGCCCGUAGUAGGCCCGACUUCCGCUGAUGAUGCGCCUUCGAAUUUCACGACUCACGUUGUUGUCAGCCGUCAGUAAGGAUCCGAGGUAGACGAAUUCCUCCACCACCUCGAUGGUAUCCCCGUCUAUCGUAACAUUACCACCCAGACGGAUCCGGUUGUGUUCGGUUCCGUCUACCAGCAUAUACUUUGUUUUUGAGGCAUUCACCACCAGUCCGACCUUUGCUGCUUCGCGUUUCAGGCAGGUGUACAGUUCGGUCACCGUUUAAAAUGUUCUGGCAUAGUGUCUAUGUCGUCCGCAAAGCACACAAAUUGACCGGAUUUUGUGAAAAUUGUUCCCCGGCUGUUGAGCCCGGCUCGUCGCAUCACACCUUCUGGAGCGAUGUUGAAGAGUAGGCAUCAGUAUUGGGAGAAACUCAAAUUCUCAAAUCUCAUGGUCGAGUUGUUUCAAGCGCGAUUCUUGACUCGCCAAACUCACCGCUGAAAAAAUCAUGCAUGAGUUGACUCGUGAUUUUACCCUUGCUUUAUUUCUCGGUGUUCUUAUUAUUUACAUCGAAGUUUUUAGGAUUAUUAGAUAGAACAAAAGGCAAUCCAGCGUACAAUAACUUUGAAUGCCGUUUAAAUUGAUUUGGAUUCGUUUUACAAGCGAACGAGAUUUCAGCGCUUGAUUCGUGAGAGCGAGAUUUUGCAUGAAAAUCUCGCGCGUGAGAAAAUGAUUCAAAAUCGCGUGCGAGUUUGCUCACGCAGGAGCGGUUCAUGAGUGUGCUUUGAGUGUGAUUUUACCAACACUGGUAGGCAUGAGAGUCCAUCACUUUGUCGCAGUCCCCGGUGAGAUUCGAAUGGGCUAUAUAGUUCACCCGAAACCCUUACACAGUUUUGCACUCCAUCGUUGCUUUUAUCGGUCUAGUCAGCUUCCAAGGAAAGCCGUUUUCGUCCAUAAUUUUCCAUAGCUCAGCGCGGUCGAUACCGUCGUAUGCAGCUUUGAAGUCGAUGAACAGGUGAUGCGUUGGGACCUGGUAUUCACGUCAUUUCUGAAGUAUUUGCCAUCCGGUGAAGAUCUGGUCGGUUGUAGACCGGCCGUCGAUGAAGUCAGCUUGAUAACUUCCCACGAACUCAUUCGUUUUAGGUGAUAGACGACGGAAGAUGAUCUGGGAUAGCAUUUUGUAGGCAGCAUUCAAAAUAGUGAUCGCCCUGAAGUUCUCACAUUCCAAAUGGUCGCCUUUCUUGGGAAUGGCGCAGAUUACCCCUUCCUUCCACUCCUCCGGUAGCUGUUCGGUUUCCCAGAUCCUGACCAUCAGCCAGUGCAGACAGGUGGCCAACUUUUCUGGGCCCAUCUUGAUGAUUUCAGCUGCGAUACCAUCCUUACCAGCUGCUUUGUUAGUUUUGUUUGAGCUGAUGAAUGGCAUCCUUAACUUCCCUCAGCGUGGGAGUUGGUUCAUUUCCGUCUUCCGCUGGUUUCCCGUGCCUACGUUCUCCACGCCAUUCAGGUGCCGAUCGAAGUGCUGCUUCCAUCUUUCGAUCCCCUCGCGUCCGUCCGUCAAGAGGUCUCCGUCCUUAUGCCUGCACAUUUCGGCUCGCGGCAGGAAGUCGUUGCGGGAUGCGUUGAGCUUCUGGUAGAACUUCGGUGUUUCUUGGGAACGGCACAGCAGUUCCAUUUCUUCGCACUCCGCUUCUUCCAGGCGGAGCUUUUUCUCCCGAAAGAGGCGGGUCUGUUGUUUCCGCUUCUGUUUGUAACGUUCUACGUUCUGUCGGGUCGCUUGCUGCACGUACCCCCUGCUCUCGGCUGCGUCAUUGAUGGCACUCCAGCAGUCCUCUAGAGAGGCCUCAUCGAGCUCGCCCUCGUCUGGCAACGCGGUCUCGAGAUUCUGCGCAUAUGCUGAGGCGACAUCCGGUUGUUUUAGUCGCUCUAGGUUGUACCGUGGCGGUCGCCGGUACCGUACAUUGUUGAUGACGGAAAGUUUUGUGCGCAGUUUGACCUUCACCAGAUAGUGGUCGGAGUCGAUGUUGGCGCCACGAUUGUUCCUUACGUCCAUUAUGUCGGAGAAGUGCCGUCCGUCAACCAGAACGUGGUCGAUUUGAGAUUCCGUGUGCUGUGAUGAUCUCCAGGUGUGACGAUAAGGGAGGCUGUGUUGGAAAGAGGUGCUACGUAUGGCCAUGUUUUUGGAGGUGGCGAAAUGAAUGAGUCGUAGGCCGUUUUCGUUCGUCUGCUGGUGGGCGCUGAACUUUCCAAUCGUCGGUCUGAAUUCCUCCUCCUGGCCUACCUGAGCGUUUAAAUCUCCUAUGAUGAUCUUGACGUCGUGGCUUGGGCAGCGGUCGUACUGCGCGUAAAAUGCGUUCUUGUCACCAUGAGUGCUUCCGGAGUGUGGGCUGUACACGUUUAUUAUGCUCAAGUUGAAGAAUCGGCCCUUGAUUCUGAUGGAGUGGACGCACUAGCAGAGUUGCAACGGAACCACCGGGAAGACGAACGAAGAGCACCGAGAGCAGACAAAAAAACCGCGGACACUCUUUCGGGAACAAUACAAGAAACGCGUCUUUACAAGUGAUCGGUUUUAUUUGAACUGAAAAAACGUUGGAUACAGUGUUGUCAGUUUAGACGAUUAUACUUUUGCUCUACUGCUAUAAACAAGGUUGCUAUAAACAAGGUGCUCAUCCAUUCCCAACACUCCUCCUGGAUGAGUAUCUUGUUACUGUCCCUUCAAUCCCGCUUUCUUCAAAAAGAUACUGAGUUUGGCCGGACCGACUGGUUUAGUCAAAGCGGGGGGGCAAUACACAAGAUCUAUUGUAUUCUGUUCGCACAACUCACGUAUGAAGUUCCUCUUUGUGUCAAUGUGUUUUACCCGUCCACUGGAUCGCUCCGCCUUAGCGAAGCUCAAGCAACCCAUGUUGUCUUCGUAAAGAACCGUCGGCUUCUCUUGAGGCUCAUUCAGCUCCGCCAAAAGUCGUCGUAACCAUAUCGUUUCUUGACAGGCCAAAGCUAGCGCGUUGUAAUCAACCUCCAACGGUGAUAAGGCUACCGAAUCCUGUCCUUUGCUAGUCCAACUGACCGGGGC
Molecule: messenger RNA, 13936 nt
Organism: Aedes albopictus (Asian tiger mosquito)
Lineage: Eukaryota; Metazoa; Arthropoda; Insecta; Diptera; Culicidae
Exons: 2
Coding region: 118-3960 (1280 amino acids)
Source: RefSeq, a predicted model, not a curated record